Messenger RNA from Microthlaspi erraticum, 1863 nucleotides. The record is from the annotation of a GenBank genome assembly. Lineage: Eukaryota; Viridiplantae; Streptophyta; Magnoliopsida; Brassicales; Brassicaceae.
AUGGAAAAUGAGGACCAAGUGUAUGAGGAGUACCAAUGUCCAGGUUUCAGAAAGUUUCGUCUAAGUGAAUUGUGGAAUGUGACAAAUGGGUUUAGUCCCAGUUUCAUUGUCUCUGAAGAUGGAGAGAGAGCUGCCAAUGUGGUUUACAGAGGAAAGCUGGAAGACAAUCGUAUGGUCGCCAUCAAGAAAUUCUCUACACAGUCCUGGCCUGAUGCUAAGCACUUUGUGGGGGAGGCGACACGUGUUGGAAAGCUUAGAUUCAGCAGAUUGGCGAACCUAAUUGGUUAUUGCGCUGAAGGAGACGAGAGAGUCUUGAUCAAUGCUCUCUUUGUGUGUGUGUGUGUGUGUGUAGGGGAAGAGCAUCCAUUUCCUUGGGAAAUGCGUGUGCGAGUAGCAGAUUUUGUUGCACAGGCACUUGAUUACUGCAACAUGAAGAACCGAAAGAUUUAUCAUGAUUUGAAUGCAUACAGGAUCCUCUUUGAUGAGGAAGGUGAUCCUCGUCUAUCAUCUUUUGGUCUCAUGAAGAACAGUACAAAUGGAACAAAAUUUAGCUCCGACUUGGCUUAUACUCCACCUGAGUUCUUGCAAGGUAGAGUCAUUCCUGAAAGUGUGGUUUACAGUUAUGGAACUCUUCUCAUAGAACUCUUGAGCGGCAAACACAUCCCACCAAGCCAUGCUCUUGAUAUCAUAAGGGAGCAAAAGGUGUUGGUACUCAUGGAUUCAUACUUUGAAGGGGAAUAUGAAACCGAAGACGUGGAUAAACUUGCUGAUCUUGUUUCAAAAUGUCUUCAACCUGAGCCAAAAGAUCGACCUGAUACCAAAUUUCUCCUCUCUUCAGCGGCACCACUACAUAAGCAGAAAGAGGUUGCAUCUCAUGUCUUGAUGGCCAUACCAACUGUUCUUUCUCCUCUCGGAAAGGCUUGUUCGCGAAAAGACCUCCCUGCUGUACAUGAGAUUUUGGUCAAAACUGGUUACAGAGAUGAGGAAGGAGCAGGAGGGAUUGAGCUUGCAUUUCAAGAAUGGACACAGCAAGUGCAAGAUAUGCUCAAGACAAAGAGGUCCGGAGACAAUGCUUUCAGAAACAAGAACUUCAAGAAAGCGAUUGAAUGUUAUUCAGAGUUGGAGGAGAUGAUGAUGCCUCUUUCAUCUGCGACUGUAUAUGCAAGACGAGCUUUCUCCUACUUGCUGAUUGGUCGACCGAAUGAUGCCCUGGGAGAUGCAAUGCAUGCUCAGAUUUGCAUGCCGGAGUUGCCUAUUGCGUUUUACUUGCAAGCUUUGGCGCUUUGGAAGCUUGGAAUGGAGACUGAUGCUAAUGACAUGAUUGAUGAAGAGCGGCUUGAGUUCGUAGGCGAUAGCGCCAUUGGUCUGGCUCUCACGAAUUACUUGUACCUUGCGUAUCCUAAGAUCGAGCCUCGCGAGCUGUCUCUGUUGAGAGCUGCUAAUGUUAGUACAGAGAAACUCGCUCGUGUCGCACUCAACCACGGGCUCUAUCGGUUUCUUCGACGCAAUGCUCCUUCCUUAGAUGAAAAGGUUAAAGAGUUCUCAAAGGCAGUGGAUAAAGAAGAUGAUUCAAUUGCUUAUGGUGGAUUAGUCAAAGCUCCGAAAGUUCUUGCUGACCUUGUAGAGUCUUUUGGAGCAUUCUGGAGCAUAUGGGACAUAGGAGCAUGGAGGGACUUGGCACAUGGAAGCAGCUCAACUGGAUACGCAAAGGAAGAAGGGAGAAGCCAUCUUGAAGACCAGCUCGACCGUCCACUCGACCAACCGGUCGAGUUCCUCAACUCGACCGGCCAAGCUUCAACUCGAUCGAGCUGGAAGUCAAAGUCAAACCCGAAAAAUGUUGCUUCCCCCUUGACUUUCCUUUGA